UUGGAACUCGCAGAAGAUCAAUUAAAUAAUGUUGAUUUAAUUGUAUCUAGUGGCUUGCUCCAAGAAGAAAUUAAUAUUGUAAAUUCACAAAUAUCAGCAUUGGAAGCACGAGGAAAACCUAUUCCCGGUGAUUUGUCUGAUCGAAAGUCCGCACUUGAAAUUAAAAUGAGUUUGAUGGAAAUUCAAGUGCAAACAGGCCAAUUAACGAUUGAUAAAUAUUUGGAACAAGUAAAAGAUAGUAUUACUAGUUUCAAAAGAUUGGCUUUAACAUUUAAGAAAGCUGGUAAAAUUGAAGAUGCAAAGAAAGCACUUGCAAAAAGUAAAGUAAUGGAAAAUGAAGUAAAACAAAUGGAAGAGGCUAUGGAUGGUGGAGGAACGGACGAUAAUUUAUAA
This is a messenger RNA of Racocetra persica, 393 nucleotides long. Lineage: Eukaryota; Fungi; Glomeromycota; Glomeromycetes; Diversisporales; Gigasporaceae. The record is from the annotation of a GenBank genome assembly.